Messenger RNA from Tarenaya hassleriana, 1146 nucleotides. RefSeq names its product beta carbonic anhydrase 4-like. The coding region runs from base 188 to 1030 and encodes 280 amino acids. The transcript is spliced from 9 exons. Gene Ontology annotation, molecular function: zinc ion binding; carbonate dehydratase activity. NCBI's taxonomy places the organism in Eukaryota, Viridiplantae, Streptophyta, Magnoliopsida, Brassicales, Cleomaceae. Gene Ontology annotation, biological process: carbon utilization. The record is from RefSeq and is a predicted model, not a curated record.
UAUUUCAUUUCCCAAAAAUCCUUUCUCUCUUCUCCAUCUCCCUCAAGCUCCCUCGCUCCAGCGUCCGUACAGCAUCACGAGGAGCUAAGGCUAACACCAAUGUCCUUCAUUAACAUAUAAGGAAGUCCCUCUCCUUCAUCCAAAAGGUUGCGGACAGGGAAGACCAAAAAACAAAAGAUUAGGUUUCAUGGCCGCAAAAUUCAACAAAUGUUGGAUCUUAUGUUGCUCCAAGAAAAUGCCUCCCGAGGGAGACGAUAUGGCUACGGACUCGUACGAAGACGCCAUUGCAGGACUCGAGGAGCUUCUCAGCAAGAAAUCCGACCUCGGGAACGUAGCCGCCGCAAAAAUCAAGCAGUUAACGGCAGAGCUGAAGGAAGUGGGUUCGUCCAGGUCUGACGCGGUCGAGCGGAUUAAAUCCGGCUUUAUCCUUUUCAAGACUCAGAAAUAUGAGAAGAAUCCUGAUUUGUUCGGUCAACUGGCUAAGGGUCAGAGCCCCAAGUUUAUGGUAUUUGCAUGUUCGGAUUCCCGAGUUUGCCCAUCUCACGUCUUGAAUUUCCAACCGGGGGAGGCCUUUGUGGUCAGAAAUAUUGCAAACAUGGUGCCUCCUUAUGACAAGAAAAGACACUCCGGAGUGGGUGCUGCCAUUGAAUACGCGGUUCUACAUCUAAAGGUGGAGAAUAUUGUGGUGAUAGGACACAGCUGCUGUGGUGGAAUAAAGGGACUCAUGUCUAUCGAAGAUGAUGCAGCCCCCACAAAAAGUGACUUCAUAGAAAACUGGGUGAAGAUAUGCGCACCGGCGAAGAACAAGAUCAAGCAAGAACUGACAGAGAUGAGCUUCGACGAACAGUGCACAAACUGCGAGAAGGAAGCGGUGAACGUGUCGCUGGGGAAUCUGCUGUCGUAUCCAUUCGUGAGGGAAGGAGUGGUAAAGAACACUCUCUCCAUAAGAGGCGCUCACUACGACUUCGUCAAUGGCACUUUUGAGCUCUGGGAGCUCGACUUCAAGACCACCCCUGCCUUUGCCUUUUAAUCCCUCUCUCCCCCCCCUUCCAUUGUCCCAUUUGCUUAUUUCUCUUUCAAAAUGAACCCAAAAUUUAUUAUGUAAGCAACUCUGUUUUCAAUUUCAUGUUCAGACUAUUGUUCGGA